GAAAAAAGAGGAUCGAGGAAGCUGGCCAGGGUUUUCAACUCAAAGCUUCACUUUUCCUGGAACAUUCCAUUUUGCCCGAAGCUCUACUUGAUGAGUAGCGAAAUUUCGCUUGAAACGCCGACCUUCAACCUAUGUUGUACUACUUUUGAAGUGAAGUUUUUGAUCCGCCUCGCUCUCUGUGCGUCUCGACCUCGCUCUCAAGGGGCAGAAGGCCGCCAUUGUUUAUGAGAGACUGUGCUACCACCAGAUUUCCCCCAUUGACAAACUUGGUUUUGAAUUCGAAAUACUUGGCUACAUACUCGGGAAAGUCUGUGACUCAGUGUGUCUAUUUUGUUUCCUCGCACAGCAGUUCCUGUACCUUGGCACUGGCACCUGGCAUGGAUGCAACUCCGUACUCUGUUACAGUGCCAACAAAUGAGAUUGAAACCCGCCUGGUCUCGUCUACUACCAAUACCAACCAAUAAAUCCGCUUUGUUGGUCACGCAAAGCCAACCUUUAUCAUCGCCAUUUGGGGAUACAUUUCAUUUGACAAAUCCAAUCCGGCACGGAACUGUGAUUUCAGCUCUCACAGCUGGCGCUUGAAUUUGUCGCUCGACGACUAUGUUUCUCAAACCGCGACCGACCACGGUGCGUGCAUUAUUACGGCAAUAAUAGGGUUCAAUGAAUGUUAGUUACCGUGUGCGAAGGAAUGCGGGGUCUUGUUCUUCUGUUUACAAACAGCCUUGAAUGGUCCCAGGCUCCCUUCUCAACGCGGGGCUCCUCCCAAUGAUCGAGACAAUGACGCAUGAUACAGGGAAAAUCAUCAUCAUGAGCUUAAGGGGAAUUAUACUUAACAAUCCAGGUCCCGCAUAUCUGUUUAUCCAGCGAUGAAGCGACAAAGAAGUGCGGAAACAAAACUUAGAUCCCGAGCCCCUAGUUACAUGCGAAAUCCCGGGGGUAGAAGCAGAGAACUGAGGAUAAAGAAGGUUAUGUCGAUACCCUUGGCACACCAAAGCCCUUCAACGCAGAGAAACAUAUAAAGAAGACGUGCGUAGCGGCCUGUCCAUCAAGUCCCUCGGAAAUCGCUACCCCUUCCACUUCAGCCAGCAAGCAUCGAACCGUCCCGACGCGCAGCGCUAUAUCCAAUUACUUUCAAACGCGAGAAAACACCCGAUUCUCCUUCUAAAUAUGUUCUGGCUGGAAGCCAUUGCGUUCGCCACUGCGGCUCUCCUGGCAAGUGUCUCCGCCGCCCCAGCGCCGGAUAUCGCUGAGAGGGCUGACCGAUGCGAGUCUGGAGUAUGUUAUGUCGAUAAGCCCACAUGGUGUCAGGAAGGAUGGGAACCAGUGCACUUCCGGGUGACCGGCUGCUGGGUUUGCUGCACAAAGAGAUGAGGUGGACAACGAUCUGGAUGUCUCUCAGUUUAGAUAUGUUGACAAAGGGAUUUUUGGGAACUUCCUGUGAUCAGGGAUAUGGGUACCCCGUCCUCUAUGCACAGUACACAUAAGGCAUUGGGACAAUGUCAUAUAUGAUGGGCAUGUUCACAAGUCAAGAUAAUAA
Coccidioides immitis RS is the source of this 1537-nucleotide messenger RNA. RefSeq lists its product as uncharacterized. Lineage: Eukaryota; Fungi; Ascomycota; Eurotiomycetes; Onygenales; Onygenaceae. The record is from RefSeq and is a predicted model, not a curated record. The transcript has 4 exons. Bases 1168 to 1371 code for a protein of 67 amino acids.